AUGUCGUGGCGAGAGCGAAAUGGCGCCACUUUGACACCGACCAAAGUGUCCAGCUGGACCUCAAAAUCAGACCACUUUGACAUCGCAACCGGCCCCGCCCAGAGGUCUCGCAGGCGCAGCCCGCAGUUUAGACUGUCACUGACUGGACAAAGUCUCGACUUCUGCGCUUUUUUUCCGGGGCCACCGCCCGGCGCUCUGCAGAAUGCCCAUGCCAUUCAGGCCGUCCGCAGGUCACACACCACUACCUCAAUCAACGGAAUCUCCGAGUCAAACCAAAUACCGGUUGUUGCCUGCCUGUCGCACAAAUCGAAAAUAGUUUCAGGCCGCAACGAUCAACCCGCACCGCUCCCUUUAACUCUAUCGCCUUUUUUUUUCGUGCGGUUGCACAAUUUUCUGGCAACCAGUAUCGACAGCGCCAACACACCACGCGCCGCUGCCUACCCUCAUCCCAGCGAAGAGCAAAUCCUCAGACAUACACCCUCCCCAAAUGGCGAAGUAUCGGCCUCUCUCUCCCGCAUGCAACUACCGAGAGCGUCAACACCCCAGUGCCAGGUUUGUGUCGUCGGAGCUGGCCCAGCGGGUUUGAUGCUCGCAUGCAACCUCGCCAGAUUUGGUAUCGAUGUACAAGUGAUCGAUGACAGAGACGGGAAAACAACAGUCGGCCGUGCCGAUGGACUACAACCAAAAACGAUAGAGACAUUCCGCCAGAUGCGCCUAGCUGACCCUCUAUUGCAACGUGGUGUCAAGGUAUUUGACAUUUCAUUCUGGCGCAGUACCUCGACUGAACAACUCCACCGAUUGGGUCGCGAAGUCCACUAUCCUCCGGUAAUCGACGUUCUCGACCCAUGCAUCCUGCUCGCUCAUCAAGGGAUGGUUGAGGACUUGUUCAUGGACGAUAUGCGUUUGCGCGGCAAGGAGGUUAUUCGUAAUGUUUCGUUCGAAUCAUACGAUCAGCUUCCGACCAACAUCGGUCAAUCGUCCCUUCAAGUUAACUAUAAGGGCGCUGAUAGCGACGAUAUUCAACCGAUUCUAGCAGAAUUUCUUGUUGGAUGUAAGCUGUUGCCCUGCAAACUGAGAGUCGAAGCCGUUGGUGUCUCACAGCCUGCCAUCUGGGGUGUCCUCGAUGGUGAGCUAAUUACAGACUUUCCCGACAUUUGGUCCAAGACUCUUGUUUAUUCGGAAGAGCAUGGGUCGAUUUUGAUCGUGCCGCGCGAACGCAACAUGACCCGCCUCUACAUUGAGCUCAAAUCAUGCCAAACGCCAACUGCUCUCGCCGAUCUUGCUCGAGGCGACGACCUCGGCCAAUCGUUCGUCAUGGAGCAGGCCCGAAAAAUAAUGGCACCUUUUAAUAUUGACUGGAGUUGUAUUGAAUGGUUCGGGCGCUAUCAAGUUGGGCAGCGGUUAGCAAGUCAUUUCAGCGACGAGACAGCCUCUGUCUUCCUUGCAGGCGACGCCAGCCACACGCAUUCGCCCAAAUCGGCACAGGGCAUGAAUACAGCAAUGCAUGAUUCAUGGAAUCUUGCAUGGAAGCUCAACCUUGCGGUUCGAGGUUUUGCACGCCCAGAGCUCAUGUGUAGCUACGAAGAAGAACGCCGCAAGGUUGCUCUCGACCUGGUCAACUUUGACUAUGAACACGCCAACCAGAUUGCCAACGGUGAUGCUGUUGCGCUAGCCAAGAACUUCUUGUUUAAUGUCCGCUUCAUCUCGGGCAUUGGUGCUGAAUAUGGCCCUAGCAUCCUCACACAGCCAUCUAUCAUCCAUGAUGAGGCAUCGUUCCCUUGCCCCGAAGCGGCGCGUCCUGGAAGCAUUCUCCCACCUGCCAAGGUCACUCGUUAUAUUGACGCCAACCCCGUAGACAUCCAGCUCGACAUUCCCAUGAUGGGCCAGUUUCGCAUAUAUCUCUUCGCAUGGGAUGUUUUCCAAUCUGCCACGUUUCUCGAAUCAUUCUGCAACUCCAUUUCCUCGCGCACCUCGUUUGUAAAUGCAUUAUCUGCGGCGGCGACGGCCUCGUACGCGCGACAACCCAGAACUACAGUCCCUGAAGAUGUAUAUACCCGGCCAGAGCGCUAUGUCAAAGCCAGCGAGCUAUUCACGUUUGCUCUCAUUACGAGUAUGCGCAAGUCGGAAUUUGAGAUUUCGGACCUGCCGCUGCUGUUGCAAGAAAACCGCUGGACUCUGUACCUGGAUAAUGUCCCUGAGCAAGAUACCCGCGGCAUGCGUUGUACCGAGAAGUGGCUCGGACGACUGGCACCGGGCGAGGUGGCCAUCAUCACCGUCCGACCAGACGGCUACGUCGGCUCCGUCCGGCGCUGGGAUGCCGGUCUCGACGAGUCUGGCGCCAACGCGGCCAAGUGGCUCGACCAAUACUACGGCGGGUUCCUCAAGCUGCCCAACGAGCCCUCGACGUAA
Cordyceps militaris CM01 is the source of this 2409-nucleotide messenger RNA. RefSeq names its product phenol 2-monooxygenase. Lineage: Eukaryota; Fungi; Ascomycota; Sordariomycetes; Hypocreales; Cordycipitaceae. Bases 1 to 2409 code for a protein of 802 amino acids. The record is from RefSeq and is a predicted model, not a curated record. The transcript has 6 exons. Gene Ontology annotation, molecular function: FAD binding.